Molecule: messenger RNA, 1200 nt
Organism: Erythranthe guttata (spotted monkey flower)
Lineage: Eukaryota; Viridiplantae; Streptophyta; Magnoliopsida; Lamiales; Phrymaceae
Product: F-box protein At5g07610
Molecular function (GO): protein binding
Source: RefSeq, a predicted model, not a curated record
AUGAAAACCAAUAUCAAAGCCUUUAGAAGAGCGCAUUCAUCUGCUCAAAUUGUUAAUUCCAUCGACGAUCUCUUGAUCGAUAUAUUUCUCCGCCUCCCGAUUAAAUCACUCGUGCGUUUCAAACUAGUAUCCAAACGCUGGCAUUCCCUCGUAACCGACCCGCAGUUCUGCCUCAUGCGCAGUAACACUAAUCCCAAUCCGGCCGUUGGACUCUUCUUGCUUUCUCCCACCGACAGUAUUUCAUAUGAUUACGUUUCCUUAUCAAUCAACAAAUCGGGCAAUCCACCGUUUCGGAAGCUGGAUUUCGACGACGAGCCACGUGGCGUUAGGAUUCUGCAAUCGUGCAACGGGCUCUUGCUCUGCUGCAGUAACUCGGCCCGUGAUUGUAAUAAGAGAUAUUACGUCUAUAAUCCCACCACCAAGAAUUUCUCGACGCUUCCGAAAUUAAAUGGAGUCGGUGGGAUAUCGAAGAGAAUGUGUGGGAUGAAUUUGGCUUUCGAUCCCGCAAAGUCUCCUCAUUACAAAGUCGUUUGUGUCCGGCGAUUGCGAUCGGACUCUGGCGAGUACCGAUACCAAUUCGCGGUUUACUCGUCCGAGAAAGGCCCGUGGAGGAAAUGGGGCGACCCGUAUACGGCCGGAGUCGUUUUUGAGACAGGGGUGUAUUGGAACGGAGCCAUCCACUGGAUCAGCAACGGGACCACGGAUUCUUGCUAUUUCGAUCUCGAGCGCCAGGCGCUCGAGAUAAUGCCGAUGCCGCCAAUCCCGGAAGAAUGGGAUUGGAGGAGCAACUCCUACUUCGGCGAGUCGUGCGGCCACUUGCACUACGUGGAGUUCUUCGGGCCGCUAAUCAAGUUCGAUGUGCACGAGAUGAAGAUGGAUCAUUCGGAGUGGUUUGUCAAGUACCGAGUCGAUCUUUCGCGCGUUGUUGAUGCUUAUCCCGAAAUGAUCCGCGAUUAUAUUGAUCCGACGGAUUGGUACUACUAUGCGUUUAUGAUAUUUACUCUCGUUCGCGGUGAGGAGGAGGAGGAUUCGUUCUUGGCUUUGCAGAUACCGGGGAAAGUCGUACGGUACAAUCUCGUUUGCAAGAGUUUCGAGACGAUGCACGAGUUUGAGUUCGAGGGCAGUGAAAGUAGUGAAGGUUCUUUGAGGUAUGCGAGUGCGAAUGGAUUUCAAUACAUUGAGUCACUAUGUUGUGUCUAG